AGCCAGAGGCAGAAAUUAAUUGAAAAAGAAGUAAAAAUAAGGGAGAAACAAAGGGCACAGGCCCGCCCCCUUACGCGCUACCUGCCGGUCCGGAAGGAAGACUUUGAUUUGCGGGGCCACGUGGAGACCGCCGGCCACAAUAUUGAUACCUGUUACCACGUAUCAAUCACAGAGAAGACCUGCCGCGGAUUCCUCAUCAAAAUGGGUGGAAAAAUUAAAACUUGGAAGAAACGUUGGUUUGUUUUUGAUCGGAAUAAGCGAACAUUCUCUUACUAUGCAGACAAGCAUGAAGCUAAAUUAAAAGGAGUAAUAUACUUUCAAGCCAUUGAAGAAGUAUAUUAUGAUCACCUCAAGAAUGCUAAUAAGAGUCCUAAUCCAUCACUUACCUUCAGCGUCAAGACACAUGAUAGAAUCUACUACAUGGUGGCACCAUCGCCAGAAGCCAUGCGGAUCUGGAUGGAUGUUAUAGUUACGGGGGCAGAAGGUUACACUCACUUCUUGUUGUAGUGAACUGGUGCGAUAGUCAACUUCAGGGCAGACUGCAAUAAAAUCCUUUCCAAGAAUAAAGCCAUAUUCAAUCCCAGAUGAAUAGACCCAACAGACCCAUCCCUUUAACUAUGUACUUAGAACUCCUUUCAGAUGAAGGUUAUAUCCAUGUGAAGUCAUUUGUAAAAGACAAAGAUGGUGUUUUAAUUCAAAGUUUGAUCAUAAAUAGCAGAAUAAUUGAAACACCUAUGAGAAAACACUAUUUUGAUAUAUAGCAUCACUUAUAGGACUAUUUCUUGUAAACUUUUUUAUCAAUUACUGAUUUUGGUGAAAUAAACAGUUUAUCAAAUGUCUGUAUGUACUUGGAAAUAUGAAGUUAUUUUAGCACACAAAUCAUUGGCAUUGACAUUAUUGGUAAUCAACUAACUUUU
Molecule: messenger RNA, 917 nt
Organism: Talpa occidentalis (Iberian mole)
Lineage: Eukaryota; Metazoa; Chordata; Mammalia; Eulipotyphla; Talpidae
Product: pleckstrin homology-like domain family B member 2
Exons: 4
Coding region: 202-507 (101 amino acids)
Biological process (GO): regulation of microtubule cytoskeleton organization
Cellular component (GO): basal cortex
Source: RefSeq, a predicted model, not a curated record